Molecule: messenger RNA, 1867 nt
Organism: Caenorhabditis auriculariae
Lineage: Eukaryota; Metazoa; Nematoda; Chromadorea; Rhabditida; Rhabditidae
Source: the annotation of a GenBank genome assembly
AUGGUUGGAAAGACCAAGCCAACGAUCGGUCGUAACUUUGACCUUUCACCCGGAGUCUUGCGGUUCUCUACUGCUCGGCUUCGUCUCAAGAGAGGACAGAAGACGCCUCUGAAGACCGUCACUAAGCAGGUAAAGCUUUUUUUUUGCAAAUUCCGUAAUAUUAUUUAUAACAAAAAUGCAUGCUAGUUGUGUUCAUUAAUAAUUAAAAUUUUGAAGGAAUGGAUUUUCGGAAAUAAAUUCAGUUUUUAAGACAGAGAAGCCGCUUGCUUUGCAAAGAACGGGCCAGAAGUUCAAGCUCGGACACUCGCAGAAGCACUCCACAAAGAAGGCUAUUGCUCCCGGCACAGUUCUCAUCAUUCUUGCUGGCCGUCAUAAGGGAAAACGCGUUGUUUUCCUCAAGAACUUGCCAUCCGGCCUUCUCCUUGUCACUGGUUCGUGAAGUUGUUUCAUCUAUCUUUUUUAUCUUUACAUUGAUCCGUUCACACUCUUUGGGUUCUUCCUUCCCAGAGCUGUGCGUUGGGCCGAGGUUGAUGGCCGAUUCGGCCCAAAAUCUUUGCUCUUGCGAAUUUUGCUCUCUCAUUUCCUAAUUUAGAUUACAUAACUUUUUUUUAAAUAACAUGUUUUCGAGAGAAAAAAGUUCGAAAACUGGCAAAUUUUCGACCCUUUGCGACCGCGUUGCAACACUAUGGCCAGCCUGGCUGGCUCGGACCACAGCUCUGUUCCUUCCUUGCACUAAAACUACUUUUAUACAUUCAAUUUUUCAUAUAACAUAGAUGGGGAAUCUGAAUAUAAAGUUUCGAUUGCAAUUUUUUUUGUGCCAAGUGUUGAAGAGAAGUUCUUUUGAAUUUUCUCAACAUCGCGAAAAGCACAUGAUCCUUUUUGCUACAUUUGAAUGCAUAAUUUUUUUCAACGCAUAAUUGCAGUUAUAGAAAAAUUUUUCAAAAAAUCAGACAACGCAAACUUUAAAGCGAUCAUAGUAUCGGAUUCUAACAGUGGAUAAAUUUAUUUUUUUUUUUCGUGUGGAAGGAUGUUAUCGAUAGAAGCUCCAUAUUUUUUUAAAAAAAGGAAUCAAAGUUUUUCAUUUCUUACGAUUGGAAAAAUGUUUUAUUGUGAGGGAAGUGCGUUAGAUAAAAUCUGAAAUUUCUCAGUUAUCUAACCAUUUUGUCAUGUAUUUUAAAAUCGUAUCUACUAAAUUUUAUUAUCAGAAUACAGUCUCGGCCUCAUUUUCUUUUAAAUCAUCUCAAAUCUGGACUUGUUGGUAUUUUAGGUCCUCACAAGUUGAACGGAUGCCCCCUCCGCCGUAUCGCGCCGGCUUUCGUUAUCAAGACUUCGUUGAAGAUUGAUGUCGCCGGUGUGAAAGUCCCAGAUCACAUCAAUGACGAUUACUUCAAAAGGAAGAGCUUGAUCGUGAAAGAAGGGCGACAACAUUUUUGCCACCGGAAAGCAGGAAUACAAGGUUAGACUACUUUCAUGUUUUUCAUUUAGUUCUCAAUUUUUUUAAAUUUUUUUUGUCAGGAAGUUUGUAGUUAUAUAUCAUAAAAAGUAAAACUUUGUUCUUUUUUUCGGCUUUCUCAAGUGUCCGGUUCAAUAGUUCAGAAAAAUAUGUGAUGAAAAAAGGAGUGAUAAACUUUUUUUUUGUUAGGCAUAAAUUUUGUUCAAUCUCUUGCUACCAUAGAUCUCGUGGUAUAUUCUUGCUCUAAAAGAUUCCGUUUAGGUUACUGAGGAACGCAAGAAAGACACGAAAUCCAUCGACACUUCUAUUUUGGCGUCGAUCAAGAAGAACAAGGACCACAAACUGUUGAUGGGUUACCUUGCAACGCUUUUCUCGCUCGGCAAGAACCAGUACCCACACAACCUCAUUUUUUAA